Arctia plantaginis is the source of this 507-nucleotide messenger RNA. The record is from the annotation of a GenBank genome assembly. NCBI's taxonomy places the organism in Eukaryota, Metazoa, Arthropoda, Insecta, Lepidoptera, Erebidae.
AUGGAAAAAAAAAGUAUGAAUACGGAACGUGGGGUGAAGGAGCCUAAAGAAGUAAAUCACGAAGCUAUUGAAGAGAAUGUUGAAGAAAUGAAUGAAAAUCGAAGUCAGUCUAUUAACACCCAAAAAGACAGCGACCAGACAAUCCGCCAACGCAAAAUCUCUUCAGAACUGGUUGACGCAGGAAAUGUCGUUAGAGACGCUCUUGCCACCUUCAAAUCCUCGCUAAAAAGGAACCCAUUACAGCCUAUUCAGCAAGACCAUGAUUGCGAUUUAUACGGAAAACUAUUAGCAAAUAAGUUGCGAAAAUUAUCUGAAAAGAAUAGAUUGAAGUUGAUGCGCGACAUUGACGGCAUGUAUUUACGAUGCCAAUUUGAUGACCCUUUAGUGAUGACUCCAUCGCCACCUAAUUUUAAUGAACCAAGACCGGGCACAUCAUCAUCUACGCAUUCAGAGCCUACAUUUCAUUAUGGGCAGGCGAAUCAAAAUACUUAUUACCAAAAUAGAUAA